This is a messenger RNA of Neurospora hispaniola, 469 nucleotides long. RefSeq lists its product as uncharacterized. The transcript is spliced from 2 exons. The record is from RefSeq and is a predicted model, not a curated record. Bases 36 to 359 code for a protein of 107 amino acids. Lineage: Eukaryota; Fungi; Ascomycota; Sordariomycetes; Sordariales; Sordariaceae.
CACUCCACAAACAAACAAACAAACAACCCACAACCAUGUGCCGCCAUAUCGUCUUCUCGGGCACGUGUCCCCACUGCACCGAGCACUUUGUCUGGGAAGACCUUUCCCAAGAGCUCUCGUGCCUCGAAGCCAAGAACACGGGCGUCUUCGGCCAAUGCGCCUUUGGCGUGCAAAUCGAGGAGCACGAAUUCGACCAAGAAUGCGAGCCCUGCGCCGCCGAGAACGAGCGGGAUGAAGGGUACGGCGCUGUGGCGGGAAAGAACCACGCUGACGAUGAUGGACGACAACAACAAGAACAACAAGAAGAUGGCGGCGGCGGCAGCGGCAAGAGCAAGACAAAGAAGCAGAGGGUUGUGUGAGUGAGCGCAGUGCAGUGCAGUGCCUGAGUAGAGCGGGGAAAAUGAUAUUGGAUGAGAUCAUGAAGGGGCCCCGCUCUCGGACACUCCUCUCUCUCUCUCUCUCUCUCUCU